GAGUUAAGUGUCUCACAGACUUUCCUGCCCUGGCGGACUUUGAACCUCAAUUCUCAGCUCUCAGCCUCCUGAGUAGCUAGCUAGGAUUACAGGCCAUUGGAGCCCGGCUUCUUCUCUCCUUGUUGACACAGAUUUGCCUUGUGACCUCCCUUAUCAGUUCGGGGCCUGUAGCUCCCAGUUCGCUUUAGGAACUUACAUUCUCCCAUAUCCCCUUAGCUAGACCCCUCCUCUAGUAUUAGGGACACUAUGUUUGUGAGACUUAGUGACUUCAUUUUCUGCAAGAGUUACAGUGUGAUUGUAUUUGGCAGGUUCAAAGGGUUGAUCUUAGGCUUGGUGUUCUGACCCUACUUUCUUACAUUUACAUCUUGCUUUGCUAACUGGGCCUGUGGAAAGGGGCAGAACAGUUCUGGGCCAUUCCUCCUUGGUUAGUAGGCACCAUGCAUAGAGACUUGACCAACCUAUCUUUUUGAUCCAGCUCUUGCCUGGUAGCUCCCUGAUAUUCCUCCCAAGUUGGCCUUUAUUUCACCAGUCUUGCCUUUCCUUUGGCCAUUCUCUGCACCUACUGGGAUUACUCCUUUCACUUCCUGGUUUGCUUAGCUCCAGUCCACAGCUGUUUGGGCAGAGCAUACUAAUGGCUCAGGCUCCCUGGGGCCACCACCCCACAGUAUGUGGUGGUGGUGGUGGCCUGGGCAGGAGAAUAGGGAAUUGAGUGUUCAACCCUUUCAGGAAGGGAAAUGCAGAGCUCUGGGAUCCUCCCCAUUUUCCACCCCCAGCUACCUCUGUUUCCUCCCUCAUUUCUCCCCAGCCUCUCUUAGCUUCCUGCUCCCUUCUGCCUGCCCUUGUCCGGUUUGGAUUGAUUCAAGGCUCUGCUUAUCUGCUUCCUUUCCUUCCUGUUCCUCCAUCCUUCCAUUUCCCCCUCCCUUUCCUCCACUUCAGAUUUCUAGUUUUUUUGUAUGGGGCUGGGGAAAGGGGCCUGGCUAGCUCUCCUGCUGCAGGAAUUCUAGGUUGGGGUGGUCAGUGGGGGGCCCAGCCCCUCUGAGCCUGUGAGUCAGCACUGUCCUUGGGAUUGGUUUCUUUCCUUUGUUCCCCGCCCCUUGGGAGGAGCCAGGCAGCUCUGGGUCCAGCCCGUUCUCUUCUCAGACGGGAGUAGAGGCUGCAAGCUGGGCUGGGCUGGGGAUGAGGCCUAAAACUGACUGGGUCUGAACUGGGGGUGUGCGAGCUGCUUGUCUUGGCCCUCCCCAGGACCUCUGUGACCCUUGGGCAGCAGAGGUCAGGCCAAACUAAGGGCCUGGGGAUGCCCCCUGCCUGGCCCCCUUGCCUACAUUGGCAGGGGGGCCGGGCUGGGCUGCAGCCCCCUUUUCAUCUCAGCCAUGGAUCUCCUUCCCCCCAAGCCCAAGUAUAACCCACUUCGGAAUGAGUCUCUGUCAUCGCUGGAGGAGGGGGCCUCAGGGUCCACUCCCCUGGAGGAGCUGCCUUCCCCAUCAGCCUCAUCCCUGGGGCCCAUCCUGCCUCCUCUGCCUGGGGAUGAGAGUCCCACCACCCUGUGCUCCUUCUUCCCCCGGAUGAGCAACUUGAAGCUGGCCAACCCUGCUGGGGGACGCCUGGGGCUUAAGGGGGAGCCAGGAAGGGCUGCCCAGGAUGGGGAAGGGGCAGUCAUGCUGGACUCAGGACCCCUGCCCCUCCUCCAGGACAUGAACAAGCUGAGUGGAGGCGGCGGGCGCAGGACUCGGGUAGAAGGGGGCCAGCUGGGGGGCGAGGAGUGGACCCGACACGGGAGCUUUGUCAAUAAGCCCACGCGGGGCUGGCUGCAUCCCAACGAAAAAGUCAUGGGACCUGGGGUUUCCUACUUGGUUCGGUACAUGGGCUGUGUGGAGGUCCUUCAGUCAAUGCGUGCCCUGGACUUCAAUACCCGGACUCAGGUCACAAGGGAGGCCAUCACUCUGGUAUGUGAGGCUGUGCCUGGUGCUAAGGGGGCAACACGCAGGAGAAAGCCCAGUAGCCGUCCACUCAGCUCUAUCCUGGGGAGGAGUAACCUGAAAUUUGCUGGAAUGCCAAUCACGCUUACCGUCUCUACCAGUAGCCUCAACCUCAUGGCUGCAGACUGUAAACAGAUUAUUGCCAACCACCACAUGCAGUCUAUCUCAUUUGCAUCCGGCGGAGACCCGGACACAGCCGAAUAUGUCGCCUAUGUUGCCAAAGACCCUGUGAACCAGAGAGCCUGCCAUAUCCUGGAGUGUCCUGAAGGGCUUGCCCAGGACGUCAUCAGCACCAUUGGGCAGGCCUUUGAGUUACGCUUCAAACAAUACCUCAGGAACCCACCCAAGCUGGUCACCCCCCAUGACAGGAUGGCUGGAUUUGAUGGCUCAGCAUGGGAUGAGGAGGAAGAAGAGCCACCUGAACAUCAGUACUAUAAUGACUUCCCAGGGAAGGAGCCCCCUCUUGGGGGGGUAGUAGAUAUGAGGCUUCGGGAAGGGGCUACUCCAGGGGCAGCUCGACCCACUCCACCCAGUGCCCAGACCCCCAGCCACUUGGGAGCUACACUGCCUGUAGGUCAGCCUUGUGUGGGAGAUCCUGACGUCCGCAAACAGAUGCUUCCUCCGCCACCUUGCCCAGCAGGCAGAGAGCUCUUCGAUGACCCCUCCUACGUCAAUGUCCAGAACCUAGACAAGGCUCGGCAGGCAGCAGGAGCAGCGGGGCCCCCCAAUCCUGCCAUCAAUGGCAGUGCACCCCGAGACCUCUUUGACAUGAAACCCUUUGAAGAUGCCCUCCGGGUGCCUCCACCACCCCAGUCCAUGUCCAUGGCUGAGCAGCUCCGAGGGGAACCCUGGUUCCAUGGGAAGCUGAGCCGUAGGGAGGCUGAAGCGCUGCUCCAGCUCAAUGGGGACUUCCUGGUACGAGAGAGCACAACCACUCCUGGCCAGUAUGUGCUCACCGGCUUGCAGAGUGGGCAGCCCAAGCACCUGCUUCUGGUAGACCCUGAGGGUGUGGUUCGGACAAAGGAUCACCGCUUUGAGAGUGUCAGUCACCUCAUCAGUUACCACAUGGACAAUCACUUGCCCAUCAUCUCUGCGGGCAGCGAACUGUGUCUACAGCAGCCUGUGGAGCGGAAGCUGUGAUCUUUCCCAGCCUGUCUCCCAGGAGAUGCCCUCCAGCCUCUUCUACCCUAUUCCUUAACUCUCAGGACCUCACUUGGGAUGUUUCAUGGGCUGGGCCUUGAGUAGGAGGAGGGAAUAGUAAGGAUACUGGGUUUAGUAUCCAGCUGAGAAGAUUUGAGUCAGGAGCCUGGGGUAGAAUCCUGUUUCUCCCCAAAACCUCACCAAAGUAUUAAUGUAAGAGUGGCCUCCUUGUCUAGGCCUCUCCUGUGCCAACUUGACACUCCAUUUCCAAAGAAGGCCGGUGCUUGUAGUGGGAAAUGUCCUGUGGUGAUAGGUCCAGUGGAACAAUUGCCCUUCUGGGGAAGGGGAAUGAAUCACACCUCUGGUCUACCCAUGGACUUCAGAACACCCCUGGCCCCUCUGAACACUCCCCCUUCUAUGUUAAAACUUUGUGCCUUUGACCAUCUCUUAGGUCUGCAGAUACUUUAUGCAAAGAGUUCUCAGGCUCCUGAAUUCAAAAACAGGGGUGUUGACACUUUGGCUUCCUGGACCCUGUCCUCUCCUUGCUCAGUACCUCUAUGGGUUUGGGUUGGGAGAACAAAGGCAGGAGUGGCAGCUGUCCCUCUUCUUGGGGAUAUGCAACUGGUAUAGAUUGCCUCAGAGCUCCCCUCCCAGCUGGGGUUAGUUGGACCACUCCAUUGCUCAGUGCCUCCUGGGCUGGGAAACCCCCUUCACCUAAGGGGUCUGUAUAUACAUUUUGUAAGCCCACCCCCUCCCAUGUUGCAUGCCUGUUACAUUCUACAGCCCUACCUCCUGUAGCCCUCACUGUCUCCUUCUGGGGCGGUAAGUGAAUGAAUUUGGGCCUCUUCUACCCUUAACUCCAAGGUGAGUUUUGUGGUGGCCAGCACAGGGGCACAGAGACUAAAGCAGUAGACAAUCCAGAUAUUAUCUGUAGAAUGGGAACUGCGUGCAUUUCAUUUUAUGUGCCUAUAUGUUAGGGCUGUAGAUUUACUUUUACUUUUCCAUGGCUUAUUUUUUGAGCACAGAACGAAAAUAGAGUACAUUUAUACAUCUGACUUUUUGGAGCCCCUUUUACAACUAUUGUCAUUUUUCUCACUGUAGCCUGAACUGGCAGCAUUAUAUUUUUAUUUUAGAAGAGAAACCUGGGAUACAUCAGUUUCACCCUAGGACUAGGCUGGGAAACAAGUUUGUGACGGCAGUGUGGCCUGUCAUGUGGAGGACUUUCCACGAUGGGCCUGUGUGCCCCACAGAAGCUGUUCCGGCUCGAGGCUUGGGGAUAAAGGAGAGUGGGAUGUUUCAAUCGUGGCCAUCCUUUUUUUUUUUUUUUAAAUUUUUUGAAUGUUUUCACAGUCUCACUUAUACCAAAGGGAAAUAAAGGGAAAUAGCCCUCAUUAAAGUCCUAUUUCUUCUACCA
Molecule: messenger RNA, 4530 nt
Organism: Perognathus longimembris pacificus (Pacific pocket mouse)
Lineage: Eukaryota; Metazoa; Chordata; Mammalia; Rodentia; Heteromyidae
Gene: Shc1
Product: SHC adaptor protein 1
Exons: 12
Coding region: 1371-3116 (581 amino acids)
Biological process (GO): intracellular signal transduction; cell surface receptor protein tyrosine kinase signaling pathway
Cellular component (GO): plasma membrane
Molecular function (GO): receptor tyrosine kinase binding
Source: RefSeq, a predicted model, not a curated record